Callorhinchus milii (elephant shark) is the source of this 804-nucleotide messenger RNA. Its product is annotated as calglandulin. NCBI's taxonomy places the organism in Eukaryota, Metazoa, Chordata, Chondrichthyes, Chimaeriformes, Callorhinchidae. The record is from RefSeq and is a predicted model, not a curated record. The transcript is spliced from 5 exons. Gene Ontology annotation, molecular function: calcium ion binding. Gene Ontology annotation, cellular component: myosin II complex. Bases 124 to 594 code for a protein of 156 amino acids.
AAUCCAUUGGGCACUGACACACUCAACCUCCUCAAUAAUGUAAAAGAUGUGUGUGUUUUGCUGAUAGGGCUCGAUCAGUGGCAACGCAAGGUUGGUCCUCUCUCUCUCUCUCUCUCUGGCAGGAUGACGACGGCAUUGUCCCCCGAGCAGAUCACAGAGUACAAGGGAGUGUUUGAGAUGUUCGACGAGGAAGGAAAUGGUUUGGUGAAGACAAGCGAACUGGCCAGGCUGAUGAGUCUGUUGGGCAUCAAUCCCACCAAACGGGACCUGGCGAAGAUGGCUCAAGACGUGGACAAAGAUGGUAAAGGCAUCUUUAACUGCGACAGCUUCAUUGUGCUGAUGGGAGAAUAUCACGAAAAGUCCAAGAACCAGGAUGCUGAGCUGAGGGAGGCGUUCAAGGUGUUUGAUCAAGAAUCAAAGGGUUACAUCGAAUGGAACACUCUAAAAUACGUCCUUAUGAGCGUAGGGGAGCCCCUCAACGAGGAAGAGGCCGAGCAAAUGAUGAAAGAAGCUGACAAGGAUGGCGAUGGAACCAUUGACUAUGAAGAGUUUGUGGCCAUGAUGACUGGUGAGUCCUUCAAGCUGAUCCAGUGAACAUCACCCUGAAGCCAGGGUUCCUUCCACCUCAACAACCACCUCCGUCCCCACCCCUGGGUCACAGCCCCCUGCCCAGCAGAACAAUGUUUACACACAGCCCGUCCACAAGAACACUGGGCUCAAAAGUACACAGCUCCUGAAUGGAUCGACACUGUGCUUUUCAGCCUGAAAAUAUUGAAUCAAUAAAUCAUUUUAAUAAAUAGACAA